UUCUCUUCGGUUUAUAUGCGUCUUUUCUUUCCUCUUUCUGGGAUUUGAACUAUCCCAUUUCCACUCCCACCCUCGUCCCCCUUACUAGUUAGUUAGCACCUGUCGGGAAAUACCUUCUGUCUAAGUAACGCAGCCGCUUGCUGGCCUCCGAGCGCCGCGUUAGCAACCGCCAAAAUGCCGAGCCUCGAUGUCAGCGAACUCAACAUCGUGUUGAGCGUCCUGGGCGCCUUCAUCCUCCUCUAUGGCAUCAUCUCGGUCCUGAUCAAGGCCCGGUGGUUGUUGGGCGAAGCUCUCCCUGCCGUCGCCGUCGGUGUCGUCCUCGGGCCCAUUGCCGCCAAGUUUAUCGACAGCUCGCGAUGGGCAUCAGCCGCCGACGGCCAAACAGCCAACAUCACGCUCGGCGUGGCCAGGGUGGUGAUCGGCGUGCAGCUGGUCAUCGCGGGCUUCCAGCUCCCAGCCAAGUACCAGCAGCUGCGGUGGAAGGAGAUGGCGCUCUGCCUGCUGCCCAUCAUGACCAUCAUGUGGCUAUGCACCACGCUCUGCCUGCUCGCCACCGUCCCCAAGGUCACCCUCCUCGCCGCGUUGGUCAUCGGCUCUUGCGUGACCUGCACCGACCCGAUCCUCUCGCAGGCCAUCGCCAAAGGCCCUUUCGCUGACAAGUUCGUCGGCCGCCACCUGCGCGAGAUCAUCUCGUCCGAGGCCGGCGCGAACGAUGGUUUUGGCUUCCCUUUCCUCAUGCUCGCGGUUUACCUGAUUCGCCAUGCCGAUAUUCCGGGCGCGGGAGCCCACGGUGGGGAGGCGGCCGAGCUUCAGGAGCGUGGACUCCAGCUGUUGGCCCGUUCGGGAGAAGUUGGCCGGCUCGGCGGCGGCGUCGGAGUCGCGAUGCAGAACUGGUUCGUCGAGACGUGGCUGUACAUCGUCCUGAUGUCGGUGGCCAUUGGCGCGCUAGUUGGCGGUGUCAGUUUGUUCGCCUUGAAGUUUGCGCUUCGCAAGAAGUGGGUUGACUCGGAAAGCUACCUUCUGUACCCUACCGCCAUCGGCCUCUGGCUUGUUGGCGUUUGUGGCAUGCUCGGGACCGACGAUCUGCUCGCUUGUUUUGUGGCUGGCAACGUCAUGAACUGGGAUGGCGAAUACCUCCGCGAGACGGAAGACCGCCACGACGAGGUCAACUCGUGCAUGGACGUUCUCCUCAACUUUGGCGGGUUCAUGUACAUCGGUACCAUCAUCCCGUGGAGCGAGUUCCACCAGCCCGACACGACCGGUCUCACCUACGGGCGGCUUAUCGGCCUCGGCGUCCUCAUCUUGUUGUUCCGCCGCAUCCCGGCCAUCUUGAUGAGUUACAAGUUCAUGCCCGCGGUCUGCAAGGACUACAAGGAGGCCCUGUUCAUGGGUUAUUUUGGCCCGAUCGGCAUCGGCGCCGUGUUUUACGUGGAGCACGCGCGCCAUCUCUUCCCGGAGCUGGGCGAAGGCGACGCCGAGGAGACGGACCUGGUCCGGGUCAUGGUGCCAGUGGUGUACUGGCUGGUGCUCUUCUCCAUCGUCGUACACGGCCUCUCGAUCCCGGCGCUCAGUACGAUCUACCGCUUCUGCGGCGUCAAGCCGAUCCAGGAGGACGCCGUCGAACUCCGGCGCAUGUCCAUGCGUGUGGCCACGCCCGUCAACGCCGCCGUGGCCGACAGGGACACCUUCAUCGCCUACAAUCGCUUCUCGCGGCCUGUCUUCAACCAGUCGGACCUGCCUCCCGUCAAUGGAGUCGGCGAUGGGGAUGAUGAUUCUAUCGCAGACGAGAAGAUACGCGUCCACAGGCGCUAUUCUCGCAGGGUUCAGGUUGUUUGACGGAGCGGUUGUCUUUGUGGUUUGUAUGCGUCGGCUCCGCCCCGUCCAUCAUUUAUCCCUUUGUUCGCUCUGCAUUAUUUUCCGUGGGGGUUGGUUGCUUGUCAUCUUCACGAGCGCGAUGCCGGAUU
This is a messenger RNA of Chaetomium fimeti, 1964 nucleotides long. RefSeq names its product Cation/H+ exchanger. The record is from RefSeq and is a predicted model, not a curated record. The coding region runs from base 175 to 1836 and encodes 553 amino acids. The transcript has 6 exons. Lineage: Eukaryota; Fungi; Ascomycota; Sordariomycetes; Sordariales; Chaetomiaceae. Gene Ontology annotation, cellular component: plasma membrane. Gene Ontology annotation, molecular function: sodium:proton antiporter activity. Gene Ontology annotation, biological process: regulation of membrane potential; proton export across plasma membrane; sodium ion export across plasma membrane.